AUGCCAGUACAGGCGUCUCAAAUUGCCGUGUUUCUCUUUUUCGCAGCCUCGUUGCUCCCUGAUCCCGAUACCCCGUAUGUUCCUUCGGUCAUCAAUGCAUGCACUUGGCUAGUUGCAUUGGUCUUCGAAACAUGCCUUGCAAUAGUGCAAGCUUUCCAUUUAAUACUGCUUAUGAACAGCAAUUCUCUCGACGGAAAAACGCGUGCCCCAAAAAUCACGCUGCUUCUAUUAGCUUACGCUCGUGUAAUAUGCUUCUCAGGAGCCGGUAUAUUGUUUUACUUGCCCAUAAAACCAUCCAAAGGCCCAUUAACCGAGAACGCCCUCUCCUUCGUCGCCUGCCACUCGGGUGGAUACGCAGUCAACGAAUUGGUUGGAUUACCUAGUGGGAUUGGGACAGCUCCUACCACGGAUUUGUCAAUCAGGCCAUCUGAUACAUUAUCUUUGCAGAUUCGUGCACUCGUUUGCGUUCUGAUAUUGAUCGCUCAGCGCGUGGUAAAUGUUCUUGUUCCCUUCCAACUCGGUCAGGUCAUGACCAAGCUGGGGUCUGGAUACAUACCAUAUAAGGAGCUCUUCAUCUAUAUCAUCUGCCGAGCCGUCCAAGGGCAGCAGUGUGUGCUAGCAUCCAUCAGGGCAUUGCUAUGGAUUCCAAUUGGGCAAGCCACUUGCCGUCAUCUCACCCAAUCCGCCCUCGAACAUGUAAUGUCUCUGUCUCUUGAAUUUCACCUUGGCAAGCGACUCGGAGAGCUGUUCCCCAUGGUGGCUGACGUCGGGGUUGCAGCCAUGUAUUCUCUCGUCAAAUUUGACCCUUUUUAUUCUCUCAUCAUCUUGACAAUGGGUGGCGCAUACUUGUUUGUGACCAUCUAUAUGGCUAAAUACAGAGGUCGAGCUCGGCGCGAAAUGGUCAAUCGGGACCGAGAAAUGGAUGCAAUCAAGUACAACCGACGCCAUCAUGCUGAACAAUCUCGAUUUGCGAGUCGGGUUGCCAAGUUCCAAAUAGCCGAGUUUUCCGUUCUUUUCUCCCUGAAUAUGUUAAAUGCCGUGCAGAACCUUAUCUUCACUCUCGGAGUGGCGGUGGUCAGUCUUCUGUCUGCGUAUAAUAUCUCCAGCGGGGCCGAGGAUGUGGCCUUGUCCGUCUCGUUGAUUGCGUAUCUUGCUCAACUCCAGGCACCACUAGGAUUUUUUGGGAGCUUCUACACUCAAAUUCAAAAUAACUUGAUUGGUGCGGAGCGCAUGUUGGUUUCGUUCGAGGAAAAACCAUCGGUGAUUGACAAGCCAACAGCAUACGAUUUACACCAUUGCAAAGGUCACAUCAAAUUUGAAAAGGUUUCAUUCGCAUACGAUCCCCGGCAACAGGCGCUCUACGAUAUCAGCCUAGAUAUUCUACCUGGCACUUCUAUUGCCAUUGUUGGAGAGAGUGGGAGCGGCAAGUCCACUUUGCUGCGGUUGCUGUUUCGCUUCUAUAAUGUCGAUUCUGGUAAGAUCUUGAUUGAUGGAAUUAACACAGAGGAUAUCACAAUUCGAAGUCUGCGGGACCAUUUCGGUGUGGUACCGCAAGAGACUAUGCUCUUCAACGAUCCUCUAAUGUAUAAUUUACUUUACGCCAAUCCCACCGCGUCUGAAGAAGACGUAUACAACGCUUGCAAGGCCGCUAGUGUCCAUGAAAAGGUUAUGGCUCUACCAGAUGGAUAUGAGACCCAAGUUGGGGAACGCGGACUGCGUCUCUCAGGGGGAGAGAAACAAAGGAUUGCCAUUGCCCGAGCUAUCUUAAAAUCACCCACGAUGAUUCUGAUGGAUGAAGUUACCGCGUCGCUGGAUUCAGCCACUGAAAUGGCCAUCCAAACGUCACUUGCUAAGAUUAAUGAGGGAAGAACCAGUAUCACAAUAGCGCAUCGGCUAUCCACAAUUGUUCACUGCGAUCAGAUAGUUUUUCUCCACGAUGGACGUAUUAUAGAGCAAGGAACUCAUGUGCAGCUACUAUCGCAGAACGGGCAAUACAAGAAAAAGUGGGACAAGCAGACGCAAGACAUAGAUCAACAGCCAUAAUAUCCUUCUUCUUUUGUUCUAUUAAUAGGUAGCAAAUUUUGAGAGAAAGAAUAAUUUAUUUUGAAGAUAUUGUAGGC
Messenger RNA from Trichoderma virens Gv29-8, 2120 nucleotides. RefSeq lists its product as uncharacterized. NCBI's taxonomy places the organism in Eukaryota, Fungi, Ascomycota, Sordariomycetes, Hypocreales, Hypocreaceae. Gene Ontology annotation, biological process: transmembrane transport. Gene Ontology annotation, molecular function: ABC-type transporter activity; ATP binding; ATP hydrolysis activity. The transcript has 9 exons. The record is from RefSeq and is a predicted model, not a curated record. Gene Ontology annotation, cellular component: membrane. The coding region runs from base 1 to 2043 and encodes 680 amino acids.